ACACUAUUUGUAGCAUUAUCCAGUUGUACCCUGAAACACAAACAACAGAACCUUUCUCGCUCAAUGGAUCUUCAAUCUCCUUGUAGCGCUUGCACUUCCCUUCACCGGAAACCUCCACUCGUCCGGCGACUAUCUUCUCUCAAUUCCGUCAACUUCCCUUUGAAUUCCGUCAAAUGCCGCCGGAAAACUACACCGAAGGUUCAAACUCCCGUUGCUGUCGCUGUCUCAGGCCAAAACGGUAGCAGCUAUUCUCCCUCAGUUCCUACUCACAAAGUCACUGUUCUCGACCGCCAACGUGGCGUCGUUCACGAAUUCCUCGUCCCUGAGGACCAAUAUAUACUUCAUACAGCAGAGGCUCAGAACAUUACGCUACCGUUCGCUUGCAGGCAUGGAUGUUGCACAAGCUGUGCUGUUCGUGUUAAAUCUGGGGAACUUAGACAACCCGAGGCAUUAGGGAUAUCUGCAGAGUUGAAGUCCAAGGGUUAUGCGCUUCUCUGUGUGGGAUUUCCGUCAUCGGACCUUGAAGUUGAAACACAGGAUGAAGAUGAGGUAUAUUGGCUUCAAUUUGGGAGAUAUUUUGCUCGAGGACCUAUUGAGAGAGAUGACUAUGCCUUGGAAUUAGCUAUGGGAGAUGAGUAACCUGUCAAGAGUUAAUUUGAGAAGACAAUAUGGAUCAUAAGCAACAUGUACAAUUUUCUUGCCUCUCUUGCUAUAUCUGUGUGUAAUAUGCUCUCCGUGCCUUUUCCUUUGUGGAUUGGCUUUUCUCUUGUACCACUACCAUAUUGAAUAAAAAAUUAUACUCUCUUUUCUUGUCAGAUAGGGGCCUUCUUGAUGAAAUCUUGUUAUGCCUUAAUAUACUUUAAAGUUUUGAAGAUCACAUCA
This is a messenger RNA of Solanum pennellii, 882 nucleotides long. Its product is annotated as ferredoxin C 2, chloroplastic. NCBI's taxonomy places the organism in Eukaryota, Viridiplantae, Streptophyta, Magnoliopsida, Solanales, Solanaceae. Gene Ontology annotation, molecular function: iron-sulfur cluster binding. The transcript is spliced from 6 exons. Bases 64 to 639 code for a protein of 191 amino acids. The record is from RefSeq and is a predicted model, not a curated record.